Messenger RNA from Ctenocephalides felis (cat flea), 2303 nucleotides. It is a transcript of the gene l(3)72Dn, whose product is annotated as U3 small nucleolar RNA-associated protein 4 homolog. Gene Ontology annotation, cellular component: small-subunit processome; 90S preribosome; t-UTP complex. NCBI's taxonomy places the organism in Eukaryota, Metazoa, Arthropoda, Insecta, Siphonaptera, Pulicidae. Bases 218 to 2260 code for a protein of 680 amino acids. The transcript is spliced from 11 exons. Gene Ontology annotation, biological process: maturation of SSU-rRNA from tricistronic rRNA transcript (SSU-rRNA, 5.8S rRNA, LSU-rRNA). The record is from RefSeq and is a predicted model, not a curated record. Gene Ontology annotation, molecular function: RNA binding; protein binding.
AUCGCGGCGUGCUUAAUUUCGAUUGAUCGUUCGCUCGUUCUUUGUAGAAUUCAAAUAGAGGUUAUGUCGGUGUUUAAAACAUGUUUAUAUCGAAAUGUAUUAUAAGUUAAAACUCCAUGACGAUAAAUGUACUUGUCAGCGUUUUAUUAUUUUUUAAAGUAACGCAAGCCGUUUUAAAUCAAAAUAAAUUUUAAUUAUAUAUAAAAUAUAACCAAAUAUGACGGAUUGUCAAAUACACAAUGUGCGGUUUUAUAAUCUGGAACCCAAGAUGAUUAGCUGUUUGGCGUAUUGUAAACAGAAUUCGAAACUAGCAUUAACAAGACAAGAUGCUUCAAUAGAAAUUUGGGAUUUAUCAUAUGCCCCUCAUUUGGAAAAAACAAUACAAGGCACUGCUGAUGGUUCUAUUGAAGCUAUUGCAUGGUCUCGAGGAAGAUUAUUGUCGACAGGUCUGGGGGGUUUUCUAGUACAAUGGGAUUUGCAACUAUUGAAACCUAAGCGAACAUUGGCAGUUACUGGAAAUGCUGCAUGGUGUCUUGAUGUGAAUAGAACUAAUACACAAAUUGUUAUAGGAACCGAGCAAGGAUAUCUAAAUCUAUUUACUAUUAGUAAUGACGAUAUUAUAUAUGAUAAAAUUCUUGAUAAACAAGAAGGAAGAAUUUUAUGUUGCAAAUUUAAUACUACUGGAGAAUACAUAGUAACAGGUUCAGUUGAUAUAAUUAGAAUAUGGAAUUCGAAAUCUGGUCAUGCCAUACACAAAAUGACUACAGGCCGAUCUGAAAGCAAUAAAGAAACCAUUGUUUGGUGUCUUGCUGUAACUGAAGACUUCACAAUUAUAUCUGGUGAUUCGAGAGGAAUAAUAACUUUUUGGGAUGGGAAUCUUGGAGCUCAAAUUGAAUCCUUGGAAACACACAAAGCAGACAUAUUGACAAUGUGCUUAAGUGAUGAUCAACAGUCAUUUUAUUGUGCCGGUGUUGAUCCAAACAUAUCUCAUUUUGCUAGAAUUAAAGUUAAGAAGGGCGAGUCUGGAUAUGUUUACAAGUGGGUUAGAAGUGUUCAUAGGAAAAUACAUGAUCAUGAUGUGAGAGCAUUGACUUUAUGUGAAGGGAAAGUUGUCAGUGGUGGGGUGGAUUGUUACUUGAAUAUAUCUAGUUAUCCUCCUAAAACAUUGCACAAAUAUCCACCUUUGUUGCAGAAGCCCUGCGUAACUGUAUGUACAGAAAGCAGACUUCUUUUGUUACGGCAUCAUUCUCACAUGGUAGUUUGGAAGUUAGGCGAAGCCAAACAAAACCAACCACAAACUGCAAGAACUAUUCCCUUAGAAACUAGUCCUCAGAAAUUAUUGCUGAUGUAUAGUAAAGGCAGAGAGCACAUAGUUUGUUGCUCUUUAAGUCAGAAUGGAAAGUGGUUAGCUUAUAGCACAGAUACUGCUUUUAGAAUUUUCAAAUUUAUCUUGAAUGACAAUGAUAUGUGCACUAUUGAAAGGAUGGGAUUUUAUAUACCUGAAUUUGUUUAUGCCACUAGAAUAGAGUUUACUAAGGAUAAUUCAUUUAUAAUUGUUGUUACAAGAAAGAUGACUCUAGAAGUAGCAAUGUUAACAAAAGAUGAAGUUAGUCAUGUUCAAACCAUAGAUUUAUCUUCAGUAUUCAGUGAUCUGGUACAUAUCCUCAAUGUAUCAGAAAAUUAUUUGGUACUUGCUGCAUUAUGUGGAGGACUUGCAACUUACACUCAAAGUUCAGAUGGUCAUUACAUUCCACAUCGAGUUUUGCCACGUUAUCAUUGCCCUGUUACAGCUUUAGGAUUAUCACCUUUUGAUCACCUAGUUGCAGUUUAUUCGGACCAUAAGAUGAUAGAAUAUGACCUAAAUAAUCAGCAAUUUACAGAAUUCUCUCAAUUUUUAUCAAGUCGUCAUCCUCGAGAUUGGUUAAAUAGAUCUACAAUUAUAGAGCAUGUAACUUUUGAUCCACUUAAAAAAGAGAUAAUAUUACUUCAUGACGAUACCAUGAUAUGUGUCAUUGAUAAAGUUAAAGCAUUUAAGCAAAUGGCUGAAGACAAUUCGAAGCUUAUGAAAUUAGAUCAGAAUGGAAGCAAUGGCGAUUCAUCUCAAACUAAACCACAAUUUAAAAUUAUAAAGAAAUAUAAGCAUCUUGUCCAUCUUGGUUGGUUAGCAGAAAAAGAAAUGGUAGCUGUAGAAAUAAAUCCUUUGACAUUGACCGAACAAUUACCACCCCCAAUUUAUGAGAAGAAAUUCGGUUGUAUGUAAUGUGCCUAUACAAAGUUGUUUUCCUUGUAACUUAUGAUUAAGU